CUCAGCCUCCAGCUCGUCCUCUAUCCAUUCAACUCGAACCUCCAUCCACCGCGCGCAACCCACGCCCAGCCUCGUUGCUGACCCGUCACUCCCUGCCCGCCCCUUUCCCCAUCCCGCCCACGUUCUUUGCCUCGCCUGUCCUCAGCUCACUUCGCCGAACGACCGCCGCCCACAUUUCGUUUCCAGCUGCCCUUCCUCCGGCUAGCCCCUCCGCCGUCGUCUAAUCUUCUACCGCCCGCGAUACGAACUCGCGUUGCCCAACGGCGACGUUACACUUUGUACGAAUUUCCCACGCGGUGACGAGGCCCCAACCAACCAACCGACAACAACCGCGCAAGACUCGUCGCUCGUCGUCCCUUCUCGUCCGCUUCGCUUGAUUCUUUGUCUUUGGUUCACGGCCUUGCGACGACUACGUCAAUCAGAGACAUUUGCGCGACCGAUCCUCGCAACCUUCCUCCCUGCCGGCUGGUCCUUGAUCUCUUUCGCACUCAAACCUCUUCUCCCACGAUUUUCACAACUGUCGCGCCACCGCGGGCAUCGCAACCACCGCUCUAUCCAGCUGGCUGGAGUAGAUCACAAUGCCCGGCUUCGCAGACUCGUUUUGGUCGAGCGAUUACGCCGCAGGCCUCGGCGUCCUGUUCGGCAAGCUCCAGCAGGGUGUGUUGGAGAACCGCCAGGUCCUCACGAUAGCUCGGUUGCGCGCCGAAGCUGAGGAGACCUACGGCAGCCGUCUAGGAGACAUUGCACCUGCGGCCGACAAGAUCAACGGGGGCUUCUCGCGGGAUGAUGGCGCGACCGUCCGCAAGGCCUACGAUGGCAUGCGCAUCGAGAUGCAGGAUGCCGCGCGCAGUCACCAGCGCAUUGCUCAGAGCAUUCGCGACCUCGUCAUCAACCCCUUUUCCCGCUGGUGCGAUGCUCACGAAGCCCGCAUCCAAGACUCACAGGACGAACUGCAAAGCCGCAUCAAGACGCACGAUCGCCAGGCCGACCUCGUCCGCAAGCUUCGAUCCAAUUAUUUCAACAAAUGCCGCCUCGUCGAGGACAUUGAGGAGGAGAACAAGCUCGCCUUUCAAGAACCCGAAUCUAGCCCCAAGCAAGCACAGAGUCAGAACCAGCCCAUCCCUGAGAUCAAGGUGCAACCGCACAAGGAGGAGGAGAUUGAAGAAUACGAGUUCUACGAAAUCGGCGAUGAGACGUACCAACCCGACCAGCUCAAGAAAAUACUCUCCCAGAUGCUCAGCACCAUCAAAAUGGGCGAAACCAAGGUUCCGAUCUUGGGCACGUACCAGAACACAUCCGCGGGCUCCGACAUUGUCGAAUACCUGCAGCGCAACAUGGGCGUCACCAGUGUGAGCUAUGCCGAGCGGGUUGGCCAGGACCUCGUUUCCAAUGGCUUCCUUCGCCUCGUUGGAAAUGUCGGCAGCACAUUUGCCAAUAGCUCCAGGAUGUUCUAUCAAUGGCGGCCCAAGGCCUUCAGGCUGGCUGGAGUGCCAGACAAGAAGCAGUCGCUGAACCGCACCUUUUCUAUUCCUGUUACGGGCUCCGACGGCGGCGACUCGCCUGUCGUCGGCACCGUCAGCGAGUAUCUCGCCAACUGGAAUGUCCUGAACAACCAGCACCCGAAUGAGACGCCCGCGCAGCGCCUCCAGCGGGAAUCGCGUGAGGCGGACGACAAAUAUAAGGCCGCUGUACGGAAGCUUGACCAGCUGCGGUGCGAGCUCGAGGAGUACAUCUUCAUCCACCUGAAGUUCCUAGAGCGUUGCGAGCUCGACCGGCUCAAGGCUAUCAAGACAGUCAUCCUCGACUUCUCCGGCACAAUCGGCAACGUCAUCCCCAGCCUGCAGUCCACGGUGGACAAGAUGCUGCUAUUCCAAGAAACCGUACAGCCCGUUGGCGAUCUCCGCUAUCUCCUCGAGAACUAUCGCACGGGCAGCUUCGUGCCGAAGGUUGUCGUCUACGAGAACUACUACAACAAAGUAGACGAGCAAACCUUUGGUGUCGAUUUGGAGGCCCGAGCCCGGGCCGACAAGAAGCGUGUGCCCGUUCUGAUCACAACGCUGCUUACCUACCUUGAUCACCACUACCCCGACCUGGAAGGCGAUGAAGCACGAAGAGGAGUGUGGCUUGUCGAUGUGCCAUUGGCUCAGGUUCACAAAUUGCGUGCCAGGGUCAAUGAUGGGAAACCCAUUUCCCAAGAAGUGCUGAGCGAGUACGACAUACCAACGAUUGCAAACCUGUUGAAGCUGUACCUCUUGGAGCUGCCAGACUCUCUCGUCAGCUCUCACGUGUACGAAAUCAUCCGCACCAUCUACACAACCCCGGCUGCCGACGGCACAGACGCUUCACGCAUCGCCGUCCUACAGCAGACGCUCUCACAGCUGCGGCUCACAAACAUUGCCACUCUCGACGCUUGCAUGAACCACUUCACCCGACUCAUCGACUUGACCUCGGCUGAUGACCAGUACACGGCCGCCUUGGCUACCGCGCUGGCACCCUGCAUCCUGCGGCCUCGGACAGAGACGUCGCUUACAUUGGAGGAGAAACACGCGGCGAGACUUGUUCGUGACUUGUUUGCUCACAAGGACCCCAUCUUCAGCGAACUGAAGCGCAUGUCCACACUAAACCACUCGUCCUCAGUCGGCCCCAGCAAUAACCGCCCUCGGGCUGUCAGCACCGAUGAAAGCAAUCGAAAGAUGUUGAUGGAAGAGCGGAACAGAGCUCUUCUCGAGAAGGCCAACGCAUCACGAAGCCGAGCCACGAGCCCGGCUCCCAGUCCUCGAGGGCAUCGUCGUGACCGAAGCAGUGGUGGACCGGAGACGCGAUUCCCUAUUCAGACGAGCCCAACAGCUGCGGACCGCCAGCGAGCCAGUCUCGGCGGUCUCGACUCUCGCAUCAAGCGAUCAUCGCUCGAUGUCCCCGGCCCUGAGGGCGCCGCCAACGGUGAUGCGUCCAACGUGACGCCUCAGGUACCCAAGUCGACUGACAGCGAGUCCGGCUCCGAGAAGCGAGACAGCGGCGGUCGGGUCGGAACCAAGUUUGUCGGCGGACGCAGGGUGCCCGCCUCGCCGCCCAGCGAGUCAACACCUACUCGGGGCGUGACACUCGAGGACAAACCAAUGGACGACUAAAUGCUAUACAAUCCCCCUCGCUGCUCGCACGGCGAUUUCUUGCGAGGCCGUCAGUCGACGGCGCUCGUGGGCAAGAAUAUGCGCGCACGCAACAUACAUACAUGUGGAAAUUCCCCCUUCGUUAUCUCGUUUAGUGGUUUUGCUUUCGUCACGUUGUACGGAUUCACGGAUGCAUGAGAGAGAGCCUACGGCAUUUUGGGUGUACGGAGACGCGUAGAAGCGGGCUCUGCCACGGCAGGCUCGUCCUCGUCUUGUUUUUUCUUCUUCUUUCCCCUCCAUACUUCCCCGAUUUCUGACUUUCUGUUUUGAGCCCCCUGUCGCUCUCGCUUCCAGCUUUCACACAAACCACCCCCCCAACCCCCCUUUUCGCCCGCUUGUCUGUUCUCGUAAUCAUCUCUCAGCGCCUGGCGCGGGUUUCGGACGGACGGUGGGGAUCGGGAGGCUCGCUUGGCGCGGCGUACAGUAAGUAGAUUGGGAGGGAUGGGUGAACGGAACGAACAAAAUGGGUUGGACGCCGGGGUGAUGGCGGUCGGUUGGCGCACAAUGUACGUUGUACGUAGCACGAUAUGACCUCCUGGAAGGGCGAAAAACUAAGAAAGAAGAGACGUCACAUGUGGUCCACGCGACGCUGUGCUCGGUACCGUGCUUGUCGGCCGUGCUUGUCGGGAGAGGACACAUGUUGCGCUGUCGAGAAGGUGCACAUACUGUAUACGCUGAAACUCUGUAUGACAUGGCCAUCUAUGCCAGUUGGAAAAAAACUUGUUUGAUGUGCAGUUGUUGAAUAUGCUCGACGCCCGCCAGACGCGUUGCCCUAUCUAUGUUCACUGAAGGUACCCCCCUUCUCCUCGGCCUCCCACCUCUUUGUCCCGCGUGAGUGUGCCAUCCAGCCCGCCGAGGCGGCGCACUGAUGAUGUCCAUCCAGCACAAACCCGACCCGACGCGUCAUCACGUCUCCAGCAUGUCCUGCAGCGCGGCCUCGUCCUCACCCAUGGGCUUCUUCGAGGCAGCCUUCU
Messenger RNA from Purpureocillium takamizusanense, 4141 nucleotides. RefSeq names its product Rho-GTPase-activating protein 8 (gene rga8). Bases 579 to 3128 code for a protein of 849 amino acids. NCBI's taxonomy places the organism in Eukaryota, Fungi, Ascomycota, Sordariomycetes, Hypocreales, Ophiocordycipitaceae. The transcript is spliced from 4 exons. Gene Ontology annotation, biological process: cytoskeleton organization; small GTPase-mediated signal transduction. The record is from RefSeq and is a predicted model, not a curated record. Gene Ontology annotation, cellular component: cell division site; plasma membrane; cytoplasm. Gene Ontology annotation, molecular function: GTPase activator activity.